AUCAUACAUUGAUCAUGCUCUCCCUUCGUUCUCUUAUCAUUAUUUUCGGUCUUCUGGCUGUUGCCUUGGCAUGUGCCCCACAUAUGCCAAAGAGAGAGGUUCAACACGGAUACUGCAAGUUCUACGUUGAUGGAAAGAGUGACACUUCGGAUGCUCGUAAGAAGAGAGAUUCUGGAAGUGGAUCCGGAUCUGGAGAAGGAGGAAAGGGUGGUGGUAAGAAGUACAACCGUUCCAAGAAGAGAAAGGACACCAAAUGUUACGAGUAUGAAGAUGGAACCAAGGAUGAGGGAGCUGUUCUCAAUGAAGGAGUUACUUAUGAAGUCACUAUCACCAAGAAGACAUAAGCUAUCUGUUUUAGCUUUAUUUGUUGUUUGUAUAUAAGUUCUAAAUUAGUAUUUAUUAUUAUGUGUUGAUCUUUAGUCAGUAUGAAAAUGAAAACAUCUUGUUCUUAUCCCUUGAACACAUUAGCACUUGGGUUGUCAAUCGAGGGAAAGUAGUCAAGUUGUUACAUAUCAAGCUGAUUAUGGCGAUAAAG
This is a messenger RNA of Caenorhabditis elegans, 535 nucleotides long. RefSeq lists its product as uncharacterized. Lineage: Eukaryota; Metazoa; Nematoda; Chromadorea; Rhabditida; Rhabditidae. The transcript has 2 exons. The coding region runs from base 15 to 344 and encodes 109 amino acids. The record is from RefSeq and is marked reviewed.